AAUCAAUUCCUAGGUGUGUAAAUUGUGUAAAUAAAAACAAACAUUCAUAUUAAAGAUUCAAAAAAUAUUGUUAUUAUUUGUGAAAAAUGGAUAUAAUUAAAGAGAUUAAUGAAAAGUUUAUGGCACUGGAAGCUGAGGUUGAUUCCAAGCUAGAUGCUGUAAAACGCGAGGAAGAGAAAUUUGAAAAGAAUGCCGCUAUAUCUAUAGAAAAUAAAUCAUACAACCAAGAACCGAAAAUAUUGACAUACGACGAGGCAAUGGUGAGAAAUGCCAAUCUAAUAAAGUCUCUUGAGAUGACCAAAGCUCGCCUGCGUUCCCGCUCUACUUUUUCACCUGUUGAACAAAUAUUGGAAAAAGCUCUGGCAAACUAUAAAAUGGACUUAAUGAGGUCAUAUCGAAAGGACAAUCGCAGUAAUGCAGAAAAUAUAUACGAUACUGUUGGAAUGUAAACUAAAACUUCCUUUUAUUUUAAUGUCCAACUCUAGGAAAUAAUAUUGGGAAUAUACUAAAUAAUAUUGGGAAUAUACUGUUGUACAUAUUAUGCGAAGAAAUGUAUGGCAGACAAUUGCGUUAGGAAAUAAGAAUAAUGCAUGUUAUCAGACAGCCACCUUGAAAAGGAGGGUAUAUUAACUUUGUCAUUCCGUAUGUAAUAUCCCCAAAUAUUCGUCGUAGACACCAUAAGGUAUA
This is a messenger RNA of Musca domestica (house fly), 687 nucleotides long. RefSeq lists its product as uncharacterized. The transcript has 3 exons. The record is from RefSeq and is a predicted model, not a curated record. Bases 87 to 449 code for a protein of 120 amino acids. NCBI's taxonomy places the organism in Eukaryota, Metazoa, Arthropoda, Insecta, Diptera, Muscidae.